Molecule: messenger RNA, 1553 nt
Organism: Plutella xylostella (diamondback moth)
Lineage: Eukaryota; Metazoa; Arthropoda; Insecta; Lepidoptera; Plutellidae
Product: alpha-(1,3)-fucosyltransferase C
Cellular component (GO): membrane
Molecular function (GO): fucosyltransferase activity
Source: RefSeq, a predicted model, not a curated record
AUCAUUUUUACACCGCACCCUACUAUUUUAACAUAUUUUAAUGAUUAUUUUUGGUUUACCAAUAAAGAGUACUUAUAUGUAGUUGAUAAGAUAACGUAACACCAUUGGAUUGGUAUGAUUAAAUUCAGCGCGAAGGUUAUCCGCGAUUGUCCACGUCAAGCCGUUCAGUGUAUAGUUACGAUACUUCAGGUAACACUUGUGUGGACAGGUGAUGAUGAAAUCAUAAUCAGUUCCGAAAAUUAUUGUGUUAGCUUUGUGUUUUGUUUACUAAACCCAAAUGUACCGGAGUUCGUUUAGCAGGAAUGACUUUUAUCAGCAACAAAAUAGUGUUCAAUGUCCUACUUCUGUGUGUACCAGCUCUGUUUCUGACCUACUAUCUGAGGGCCACUCUAUACUUGUACCCUGAAAGCCGAAAAUAUGACGCAGAACUUCUAACUACCACAGAGAAACAGCAACCAACCAACCCAGCCAACCAAUCAACAACGCAAGACUCACAACUUAAAUACAUACUGCUGUGGACAGAUCCCAAAACAGUGCCUUUCGAGUACUUGGGGGAGGGUCAGCAAGGGUUUAUCGACAGGAAAUGCCCGUUCACCAACUGCUUCGUGACAGGGGACCGGAACUACUUCCCGAACUACACGCAGUUUGACGUGGUCGCCUUCGCCGGACCACAACUCAACUACCAAGCCAACAGACCACUGCCCACCUUCAGGCGACCCGAGCAGAUCUACGCGUUCGUAAGCCUGGAGUCAUCGCACUACUACCCGCUGUGCGAUGGCAAAUACAACAAUUACUUCAACAUGACAUGGACGUACAAGCUAGACUCAGACUUGAAUUGGUACAUAGUGGUUAGAGAUACUCAAAAUAACAUAAUUGGUCCAAAUGUGGCGAUGCACUGGAUGGAGCUGAAGGACAUGACUUCGAUCAGUGAGGAGUUGAAGACGAAGCUGCAGAGGAAGAGCAAGGCGGCGGCCUGGUUCGUCUCCAACUGCAACUCCAGAAGCAACAGAGGGGAGUAUGUCAGGCAGCUACAAUCUGAACUGGAGAAGUACAGUUUGAGUGUGGACGUGUACGGCCGCUGUGGCCCGCUGAAGUGCUCGACGCGUGAAGAGGAGAAGUGCAAGAAGAUGGUCGAUGAUGAUUAUUACUUUUACUUGUCGUUCGAGAACUCCUUCGAUGAGGACUACGUGACGGAGAAGCUGCUGACUGCUCUCAACUACAACGCGGUGCCGAUCGUGUACGGAGCUGCCAACUACACAAGGUUCCUGCCAAACGGCACAUACCUGAACGCCAUGGACCUAAAGCCAGCUGACAUAGCAGCCGAAAUGAACCGCCUCAUCCACAACCUGACUGACUACUUCGACUACUUCCGAUGGCACAACCACUACUCCGUCUCUAGCAGAGGUAGUCACGCUGACUCUGAUCCUUACUGCGGUCUGUGCACGCUGCUCAAUGAUGAGAAGUUUGUGACAAGACGUCACACGAUAGAAGAUUUUACGCGCUGGUGGAACGGCCCAAGUCGGUGUCAUAGUUAAAAGACUGUUUUUACUACC